CAAACAACCAAACCCCAACCCAAAACCUCCUUCUUCUUCUCCUUCCUCACUGCAACACUCUUCGGGGUGCAGGCAGCCAGAGCCAUGGCAACCAUCCUCGCCGUGGCCGCCAUGGCCACCUUCCAGGCUCCGACGACCCUCCCGGGGCCCCUGGCUCCUACGCUACCGGUUCGCCGGAACGUCGUGUCGUUCGCCGGCCGCCGGCAGGGGCGCGCGCUGGGAAGGCUGGCGGUGGUGGUCGCGGCGGGCUCGCCGACGCCGCCGGAGCUGGCGCAGAAGGUGUCGGAGAGCAUCAAGCAGGCGGAGGAGACGUGCGCGGGCGACCCGGAGGGCGGCGAGUGCGCGGCGGCGUGGGACGAGGUGGAGGAGCUCAGCGCCGCCGCCAGCCACGCGCGCGACCGCAAGAAGGACAGCGACCCGCUCGAGGAGUACUGCAAGGACAACCCGGAGACCGACGAGUGCCGCACCUACGAAGACUGAGCCCACACGAGCGCCACCAGUUCAUCCAUGGCUUUCGCCAUUGCUGUUACUGUGUUACACAUUUCAGCUCUAAGCAAGCUAGAGCAGCAUGGCAUACUGGGGUGUACACUUUGCCUCUUGGGCGUGUAAGUUUGAUCGUUAAUUUGUCUUAGUUUGCAAUAAUGCGAGGUUUUUUAUUUGUUAAUUACAAAAACAAAUACUCCCUCCGUAUUUUAAUGUAUGACGCCAUUGACUUUUUAACAAACGUUUGACCUUUUGUCUUAUUAAAAAAAUUAUGUAAUUAUCA
Oryza sativa Japonica Group (Japanese rice) is the source of this 766-nucleotide messenger RNA. RefSeq names its product calvin cycle protein CP12-1, chloroplastic. The record is from RefSeq and is a predicted model, not a curated record. Gene Ontology annotation, biological process: negative regulation of reductive pentose-phosphate cycle. Gene Ontology annotation, cellular component: chloroplast. Lineage: Eukaryota; Viridiplantae; Streptophyta; Magnoliopsida; Poales; Poaceae.